GCAGGAGCUGCCGCUUCUCCUGCCGCCGCCGCCUGAGCUUUCACCUCCAUUGUCCGGGCCGGGUUGGGCCCAUGGGCCCCACCGCCGCAAGAGUCGCCCUGCAGCCGCCGCGCCUCAGCCGGGCCGGGGCUUGAUCCGCGCUCGAGCCAAGAGACGCCAUGGGGGUGGACUUUGACGUGAAGACUUUCUGCCACAAUCUGCGGGCGACCAAGCCACCCUACGAAUGCCCUGUGGACACCUGCCGCAAAAUCUACAAGAGCUACAGUGGGAUUGAGUACCACCUCUACCACUAUGACCAUGACAACCCCCCUCCGCCACAGAGUACCCCUUUGCGCAAGCACAAAAAGAAGGGCCGUCACGGCCGUGCAACCAACAAGCAGUCGCCCAGCCCCUCUGAGACUUCGCAGUCACCCGGGCGGGACGUUAUGACUUAUGCCCAAGCCCAGCGCAUGGUGGAGGUGGAUCUGCAUGGCCGUGUGCACCGCAUAAGCAUCUUUGAUAACCUGGACGUGGUGUCAGAGGACGACGAGGCUCCUGAAGAGGCCCCAGAGAAUAACAGCAACAAGGAGAACACCGAAACUCCAUCAGUGGCCCCCAAAGCGGGCAAGCACAAGAACAAGGAGAAGCGCAAGGAGUCCAACCACCAUCACCACAGCACCUCUGCCGGCAAUGCCCCGAAGCUGCCCGAGGCUGUGUACCGAGAGCUGGACCAGGACACCCCUGACGCCCCGCCUCGCCCCACCUCUUACUACAGAUACAUUGAGAAGUCAGCCGAAGAGCUCGAUGAGGAGGUUGAGUACGACAUGGAUGAGGAAGAUUACAUAUGGCUGGACAUUAUGAACGAACGCCGGAAGACAGAAGGUGUCAGCUCUAUUCCCCAGGAGAUCUUUGAAUAUCUAAUGGACCGACUAGAGAAGGAGUCCUAUUUCGAGAGUCACAACAAAGGUGACCCAAAUGCCUUGGUUGAUGAGGAUGCUGUCUGCUGCAUUUGCAACGAUGGGGAAUGUCAGAAUAGUAACGUCAUCCUUUUUUGCGACAUGUGUAACUUGGCUGUGCACCAGGAAUGCUAUGGUGUCCCUUACAUCCCGGAGGGCCAGUGGCUCUGCCGCCGCUGCUUGCAGUCACCUUCCAGGGCUGUGGACUGUGCCCUGUGUCCAAACAAAGGUGGUGCCUUCAAACAGACAGACGAUGGUCGUUGGGCCCAUGUGGUGUGUGCCCUCUGGAUCCCAGAGGUCUGUUUUGCUAACACAGUGUUCCUGGAGCCCAUAGAUAGCAUAGAACACAUCCCACCAGCCCGCUGGAAGCUGACCUGCUACAUCUGCAAGCAGCGAGGCUCUGGGGCCUGCAUACAGUGCCACAAAGCCAACUGCUACACAGCCUUCCACGUCACCUGUGCUCAGCAGGCUGGGCUCUACAUGAAAAUGGAGCCCGUCCGAGAAACAGGGGCCAAUGGCACUUCAUUUAGUGUCCGCAAGACAGCUUACUGUGAUAUCCACACGCCACCUGGCUCAAUGCGACGCUUGCCUGCACUCUCACAUAGUGAAGGGGAGGAAGAGGAGGAGGAGGAGGAGGAGGAUGGGAAAGGCUGGAGCUCAGAGAAGGUGAAAAAGGCCAAGGCGAAAUCCCGGAUUAAAAUGAAGAAGGCAAGGAAGAUUCUGGCUGAGAAGAGAGCAGCUGCUCCAGUGGUGUCGGUGCCAUGCAUUCCUCCCCACAGGCUUAGUAAGAUCACCAAUCGGUUGACCAUUCAGCGAAAAAGUCAGUUCAUGCAGAGGUUGCAUAGUUAUUGGACUCUGAAGAGGCAAUCCCGCAACGGAGUCCCCUUGUUGCGCCGGCUCCAAACUCACUUGCAGUCACAUAGGAACUGCGAGCCAGGAAGGCCAGCUCCUCCUCCUCCUGUCUCCAAAACUGAGCAGACUCUGGUGUUCCUGCAGCGAGAUAACACGGAGGAUAAGAACUGGGCCCUGAAAGAGCAGCUGAAAUCCUGGCAGCGCCUCCGCCACGACCUGGAACGAGCGCGCUUGCUGGUGGAGUUAAUUCGCAAGCGAGAGAAGCUCAAGAGAGAGACGAUCAAAAUCCAGCAAGUGGCACUGGAGAUGCAGCUGACCCCCUUCCUCAUCCUUCUGCGCCGGACCCUCGAGCAGCUUCAGGAAAAGGACACGGGCAACAUCUUCAGCCAGCCGGUCCCGCUGUCUGAGGUAACAGAACUCUACGAAGUCCCUGACUACCUGGACCACAUCAAGAAGCCGAUGGAUUUCUACACAAUGAAGCAGAAGCUGGAGGCCUAUCGCUACCUGAACCUGGAUGAGUUUGAGGAGGACUUCAACCUGAUAGUCAGCAACUGCUUGAAGUACAAUGCCAAAGACACCAUCUUCUACCGGGCGGCUGUUCGGUUGCGGGAGCAGGGGGGUGCAGUGCUGCGCCAGGCGCGCCGGCAAGCUGAGAAGAUGGGCAUUGACUUUGAGACAGGCAUGCACUUCCCCGUGGAUGGGGAGGAGGCUCCUCUGCGAAGCACCGAGAAUGAUGAGGACCGGCUGCUGCUGUCAGAAAACCAAAAGCAUCUGCCUCUGGAAGAUCAGUUGAAUCUCCUGCUUGAGCGUCUGGCCGAGGUGAGCACCGGGAAGCAAAGCGUGAGCCGCUGCCGGCAAACCAAGAUGAUCAAGAAGGAGAUCACCGCCUUGCGGCGCAAGUUGGCACACCAGCGGGAGACAGGGAGGGAUGGGCAUGGCGCCUUGGCCCGCAUCAUUCUGCCGACCCAUAACCCCUGCGAGAAGGACACUCAAACCGACAGCGCCGCUGAGGAGAGCAGCAGCCAAGAAACCAGCAAAGGCCUUGGCCCCAAUUCCUCCUCCACCCCAGCACAUGAAGUUGGCAGGAGAACAUCGGUGCUUUUCUCCAAGAAGAACCCCAAAACCGCUGUGCCCCCAAAGCGUCCUGGGCGCCCCCCCAAGAAUCGAGACAGCCAGCUGGCUCCAGGUCAUGGGAACAGCCCAGUGGGGCCUCCUCAGCUCCCAAUCAUGGGGUCCCAGCGGCAGCGCAAGAGGGUGAGGAGCCCGCGCCCCAGUUCCAGCUCCGACAGCGACAGCGACAAAUCCGCUGAGGAUGCUCCUAUUGACCUGCCAGCCAAUGGCUUCAGCAGCGGCAGCCAGCCGGUCAAGAAGAGUUUCCUCGUCUACCGCAGUGGCUACAACCUCCCGCGCAGCAGCUCUGAUUCGGAGUCGAGCAGCACCAGCAGCAGCAGCGCUGCCUCAGAUCGCACCAGCACUACUCCUUCCAAACAAGGAAGAGGGAAGCCCUCUUUCUCCCGGGUAAAUUUCCCAGAGGACAGCAGCGAGGACACGUCAGGGACGGAAAAUGAGUCCUAUUCAGUGGGAACCGGCCGAGGUGUGGGCCAUGGCAGUGAGUAUCCGAUUGCCAUUUCUUCUGGUUUCCCAUCAGGGUUGGGUUGGCCAAAGGAUGGCAAAGAUCCCCUUCCUUUCUCCUUUUUCCUUUCUCUUUGUGCAGUGGUGCGGAAGAGUAUCAGCCGAUCAGCUGGCUGGCUCUCCGAGGAUGAGGAUUCCCCUUUGGAUGCCUUGGACCUGGUGUGGGCCAAAUGCCGGGGUUACCCAUCUUAUCCAGCUCUGAUCAUCGAUCCGAAGAUGCCCCGGGAAGGGAUGUUCCACCACGGUGUCCCCAUUCCUGUGCCCCCCUUGGAGGUAUUGAAGUUGGGAGAGCAAAUGACUCAGGAAGCCCGGGAGCAUCUCUACCUGGUCCUCUUCUUCGACAAUAAGCGCACUUGGCAGUGGCUGCCCCGCACCAAACUCGUGCCUCUGGGCGUAAACCAGGACCUGGACAAGGAGAAGAUGCUGGAAGGGCGCAAGUCCAACAUCCGCAAGUCUGUCCAGAUCGCCUACCACCGUGCCAUGCAGCACCGGAACAAGGUGCAAGGGGAGCAGAGCAGCGACUCCAGCGAGAGCGACUGACCCUCCGAGGGGCUCCCGCCCUGGGUGCUCACUCAGUGCAGCUGGACUGUACGGGGGAGGGAAGCAGGGAGCUCCAGCCUUGAGAAGCCGGGCUGCAGGAACACGCACGGAGCACCCCGCAGCCCCUCCAGUGUGCAGGGCACACCUCCAGAGCACUGUGCCCUCCACAUGGGCAAGCCUACCUCUUGUGCCAGCCUGCCCUUCCUUGUUCCGUGCCUGGAAUUGCCCUGACCAGCUGCACGAGCAAUGCCCAGCUGCCUGUAUAGCUCCUAGGGGCAGUAUCCUACUGCCGGGGUCCUAAGGCUCUAGACUUUUGUAAGAUACUGUAUAAUAGUGGGAGAAUGUAAAUUAUUUGGACUGCUCCAUACACAUACACCCCCCCCGACAUACAGAGCCCGGCCCCAUGUCCCUGCGCCAGAGCCCCUGCCCAGAUACAUCAGCCUUUCCUCGGCCCAGCCCCACCGACACUCUGCAGAGCAGGGCCGCCCUCUUCUCACUUGCACAUUUUGAUACUAUAGCUUUUUGGAAUCUGACUCUGCCUGACUCCCCGCCCCCCCCGUAGAAACCCGGCUCUUCUUUCUGCUGCAGCCGGGUGGGCAUUUGUACUUGUAUUUAUUUUGGAGAAAGAAGAUCUCUAUUGAUUCUUAGAAAAUAAAAUGGCUCUUUUGGAACCAA
This is a messenger RNA of Candoia aspera, 4634 nucleotides long. It is a transcript of the gene BRPF1, whose product is annotated as bromodomain and PHD finger containing 1. The record is from RefSeq and is a predicted model, not a curated record. Lineage: Eukaryota; Metazoa; Chordata; Lepidosauria; Squamata; Candoiidae. Gene Ontology annotation, biological process: regulation of transcription by RNA polymerase II. Gene Ontology annotation, cellular component: MOZ/MORF histone acetyltransferase complex. The transcript has 13 exons. The coding region runs from base 159 to 3959 and encodes 1266 amino acids. Gene Ontology annotation, molecular function: protein binding.